AUGCAACAGCCUCUGGAUCGUAACAUAGGCAAUAAAAAUCGACAAGACGAUGCUUCUACAUGGAAUUCAAGUCAUACGAUCAACAUUUCAAUGAAUAAAAAUCAGAAUCAAUUCAAUAAAUGUCAAACUACUAGGAUGAUUCCAUCUUCUACAUCAAUACAACCGAUGAAAGUCCAUCAUCUAUCAAAGGAAGAUUGGAGACAGUCAUCGAAACUUAUACCCAAUUAUAACCGAUUGUCUCCUGAUACAUUUAAACAGCUAAUCUUAAAAAAUAUUCCUACCAUUUAUCAUGAUCAAAUUCAACAAUGUUUAGCAUGUAUUCAAUUGUUAAAAUGUGUUCAACGACUUGCUAAUUUAUGGUGUCAUUUUUUUCAAUUGAAAAUUGAAGAAGAUUAUUGGAAUUAUGUUGGCAAUUUGAACACAUCUAUCAUGGAUUGGCUAUCGGAAGAUGUCUCGAAAGAAAUAAUUCAACAACAUUCUAUUGAUUGGGAUCGUAGAAAAACAAAAUCGAAUAUUCAAUAUCAAACAACAUUAGUUAAAAAAAAAUUACAGCAAACGGAAUAUAAUAUGUUGAAGCAUUUAUGUCAA
Adineta ricciae is the source of this 588-nucleotide messenger RNA. Lineage: Eukaryota; Metazoa; Rotifera; Eurotatoria; Adinetida; Adinetidae. The record is from the annotation of a GenBank genome assembly.